Messenger RNA from Pistacia vera, 2022 nucleotides. Its product is annotated as probable LRR receptor-like serine/threonine-protein kinase At3g47570. Gene Ontology annotation, molecular function: protein binding. The transcript is spliced from 6 exons. The coding region runs from base 1 to 2022 and encodes 673 amino acids. Lineage: Eukaryota; Viridiplantae; Streptophyta; Magnoliopsida; Sapindales; Anacardiaceae. The record is from RefSeq and is a predicted model, not a curated record.
AUGGGUUUCGACACGAACGAAAACGGGCAAGAAUCGAUCACAGAAUUUUUCCUGUUAGUUCACCGGAGAACGGGGGUGCAAAAUUCCAAGGCUGUGGAUGAAGAGCUUGAAAAUCGCAUAUUUAAAUGGACAGAAAAGGAAACUGGAAGUCUCUUCUCAUUGCUUCGAAAGAAAACUGAGAGGUCAUCUAGGAGAAUUGCCUUCCAGGAAAGACUUGAAGAAGGAUACUCCUAUGGAGGAAACGAAUAUGUGAUUAAACAGGUGAAAUUCCACGGGAGAUUGACAAUUUGCAAUUUGCAAGGUCUACAGUUUCUAGCUCUCGGUUCCAAUAGUUUAACUGCUGGUCUCCUCCCGUCAAGCAUCUUCAAUAUUUCUUCUUUGGAGUUAAUUCAUCUUGGCAACAGUGGCCUAUUCGGUAGUCUCCCAACGGAUAUCUGCAAUCAUCUUCCAGCACUUCGGCACCUUAGACUUUCUCGUAAUAUGAUCAGCGGCACUAUUCCAAAGAAUAUCAACAACUGUACUUCUCUAGAAUUUUUAUGUCUGGAUGAAAAUCGCCUGACAGGUGAAAUUCCAGACGAGAUUGGGAAUUUGCAGAGUCUACGAGACUUGGCCCUAGGUUCCAAUGGCUUAACUGGUAUAAUUCCAGCAUCAAUCUUCAAUAUUUCAACCAUAGAAAAAAUUUAUCUAUCCCUGAAUAACCUUUCGGGCUGUUUACCAUCAAGCUUUGGCCAAUGGCUUCCGAACCUCGUGCGUCUUACCAUAGGGCACAAUAAACUUACUGGAACAAUCCCCAACUCCAUCUCCAAUGCUUCCAAACUCACUUUCGUAAGUCUAGACGGAAACUCAUUUUCUGGCCUUUUUCCAAAUACAUUUGGCAACUUGAGACUCCUUAAAUUGCUUAGCCUUGCGGGAAAUAACUUGACCACUGAAUCACCCACUACAGAAUGGAGUUUUCUCUCUUCUUUGACAAAUUGCAGAGAACUUGAAAUUCUUUACUUAGAUUCUAAUCCAUGGUAUGGCGUCCUUCCCCUUUCAAUUGGGAAUAUAUCUGCAAAUCUUCAAUAUUUUGGAGCAAGGAAUUGCAAAAUCAAGGGCAGCAUUCCUGUAGAAAUUGGUAACUUGCAUAGCUUGUUGGUUUUAGACCUUUCGAUGAAUGACUUUAAUGGAUAUAUGCCAACAACUGUGGGAAGAUUACCCAACCUCCAACGUCUAAAUCUCAGAAAUAACAAUUUGCUGGGAUCCAUUCCAUAUGAGCUUUGUAUCUUAGAGAAUUUCUAUGAAUUAUACUUAAGUGCCAAUGAUCUCUCCAGACGCAUACAACCGUGCUUGGUGAGAUUGAUUUCUCUAAGAUAUCUUUACUUGGACUCCAAUAGAUUGACUUCUGAUAUACCAUCGGCCUUAUGGAGUCUUAAAGACAUCUUGGAAGUAAAUCUGUCAUCAAAUUCUUUAAGUGGUUCCUUCUCUUCAGACUUACAAAAUUUACAUGUCAGAGUUCUUGAUUUAUCAAAGAAUCAAUUAUCAGGGAAUAUUCUUGUCACUCUCGGGCACAUUGCAACUCUAGAAACUCUAUCUUUGGCUGACAAUAAAUUUGACGGGCCUAUCCCUACCACAUUUGGCAUUUUGAUAAGCUUGGUAUCACUGGAUCUCUCAAACAACAGUCUCUCAGAGUAUGGAUCAAUGGGGAUUGCUUCCACAAGAGGUGAUGUCUACAGCUUCGGUGUUUUAUUGAUGGAAACUUUCACAAGAAAGAAGCCUACAGAUGAGAUGCUUGUUGGAGAAAUGAGUUUAAAGAAUUUGGUAGAGUCGUCAUUGCCUCAUGCAGUGACUGAAGUUGUGGAUGCUAAUUUGUUGAGAGACCAGAAUCCUUUUGAUGCCAAAGUGAAUUGCAUGUUAAGCAUCAUGGACUUGGCUUUGAAUUGUUCAAUGGAGUCACUUGAACAGAGGAUCAGUAUGAAAGAUGCAUUAGCAAAACUCAAGAAGAUCAAAUUGCAGUUUCAUAAAGAUGUUGGGGCACCUAAUUAA